Molecule: messenger RNA, 12473 nt
Organism: Xyrauchen texanus (razorback sucker)
Lineage: Eukaryota; Metazoa; Chordata; Actinopteri; Cypriniformes; Catostomidae
Product: collagen alpha-1(VII) chain-like
Exons: 118
Coding region: 399-9050 (2883 amino acids)
Molecular function (GO): protein binding
Source: RefSeq, a predicted model, not a curated record
GUUACAUUAUUCCUCUGCUCAUAGACAAUGAGAGGAUUUCUGAAGGCUGGACGGCUGAGAGUGGGAAGACCGUUGGGACAUGCUCGCGCUAGAGCAAUUUGACAAAUAAGAAAUUUAAAUACAAAAUAUAUAAUUUUUUAUGUCAUUCUCUAAAGAAGAAAAAUAAAUCCGGAAUAUUGAAGGCAAUGUGUUAUAUAUAUGUGUGUUAUAUCAUGUUUCACUAGAACUGCGUCGUUGACCGCUUCGCCUCGGUCUGUUGAUGACCCGUAUUGUAAGCUAUUCUAAAUCGCCUAUUCAGGCCGAAGGGGCGGACCAUGACCUCAGUUGAACUCGUGUGAUUCGUCACUUUGGAUAUCUCACACUCAAAUAGGCAAGGCCAGAGUGUCUAGCAUCUGAAAAUGGGGUGCUUGCACCAAUGGACUCUGCUAGUUGCUGUAUUGCUGUAUUUACCAUCACGGUCUACAGCUCAAGGCCAGUGCAAUAAUGUUGGUGCUGCAGAUAUUGUUUUCCUGGUAGAUGGAUCAUCUAGCAUUGGCCGGGCAAAUUUUUUGCUGGUGAAGAGUUUCAUGGCAGGGAUUGUCAAACCAUUCGCCAGGGCAGUAGGACCCAAUGGCAUCCGCUUUGGAGCCGUACAGUACAGUGAUACUGCCAGGGUGGAAUUUACCUUCAGUACAUAUCUGAAUGGCACUGAGCUUAUAACUGCCAUAGAGAAUAUCAACUAUAAAGGUGGAAACACACGCACUGGGGCUGGCCUCAAAUACAUUGCAGAUAACUUCUUCAGGCCUGCCUCUAUCAGAGAUGUACCCAAGAUCACUAUUCUCAUUACUGAUGGUAAAUCACAGGACUAUGUGCAGGAACCCUCUCAAAAACUACGUAGUCUAGGAGUCAAACUAUUUGCAGUGGGUAUAAAGAGUGCAGAUCCAAAUGAGCUAAAUCUUAUUGCUUCUCCUCCACAAAGUGAAUUCAUCUCACAGAUUGGGAACUUUAAAGCUCUCAGUUCAUUGCUGCCCCUAGUAUCUCCACGUGUCUGUACAACAAGUGGAGGCUCUUAUCUCAGUGAUGAAGCAUUCAGUGGUCCAUCAGAUUUGCAGUUUUCAAGUGAGACCACUGAUUCGCUGAGAUUUCAAUGGACGUCUGCAGGAGGGCCUGUGAGUGGCUACGUGGUUCAGUACAGGCCCCUGUCUGGCUUGGGCCAACCGAUCACAGCAGAGCUCCGACAGGAAACGAUACCGAGCAGCCAGCAGAGCUAUGUUGCACGAGAACUGCUUUCAGGCACAGACUACCUGAUCACUGUGAUAGCUCAGUACCCCAAUAGCUUGGGAGAGUCAAUUUCAGCUAAGGCCAGAACAAAGCCUCUCCCAGGUGUGACUACACUGCGACUGGUUCAAGCUGGGUUCUUUACUCUUGCAUUGGCCUGGAAUGCUCCAGCUGGCCAAGUACAGGGCUACAGAAUUACUUAUGGACCUACAGGUCAACCAGCUGCGCAGUUGGUGGGGCAGUCUGUGGGGGCAGAGUCUACUUCUCUGACUUUGCGCAGUCUAAAGGCAGACACAGAAUAUAUCAUCAACCUGUACCCUCUAUUUCCCCGCAACAGUGCAUCACCAGCUACUCUGACUGCACGCACACUGCGUUUAGAGGGAGUGCAGCAGCUCUCUGUUGAGACCAUUUCCAGCAACAGUGUUCAAGUCCGCUGGACAGGAGUGACAGGGGCCAGAGGAUAUAGAGUCGUCUGGGGCAUUUUAACAGGAAGUGAUGUGGAAACCGUAGAGCUGAGAGGUGAUAGUGAAUCUCACACACUGGUGAAUCUGCAACCAGAAACCGAGUACAUUGUUACAGUCAUCUCACUGUACAAUGGUGAAGCUGAAGGACCUGCAGCCAAUACACGCUUUAAGAUAGAGCGCUCAGAGCAACAGGUCCUGAGAGCCACGACUACAGGACCCACCAGCAUCAGAUUAAGCUGGAACUUUAUACAGGCUGCCAGGGGCUAUAGGCUGGAGUGGAAAGCUGGAGAGAGGGGCAGAGUUCUGAGGCAGGAUCUACCACAGAGCACCACCAGCUAUGAGCUGAGAAGUCUGCAGCCAAGCACUGAGUACAUUAUAACUCUAUUUACACUCUACGAUGGGCGAGAGGAGGCUACAUACUUUUCAACCAAAUCAACAGUAGAGCAGACAGUUGGUCGUGUCACAAACCUGAGGGUGCUGGAGACACUUGGCAACAUUAUACGAUUGGGAUGGACGGGAGUUGCUGGGGCAACAGAAUACAGCAUUGCCAUACUUAAUACACAAUCAAAUAGAGAGCUGAGUAGAAGAGUUCCUGGAAAUCAGACCACACUGGACCUACGGGACCUUGAAGAUGGUGGACGCUACACUGUCAGUGUAACUGCACUGGACGGGUCCAAUAAAGGAGAUCCCGACACUUUGUACUUUACAGCAGGUCAACCACUGAAGGUGACCAACUUCCGGCUAGUCGGUAGCAACAGCGGACGAAUCAGGAUUGCAUGGACUGGCAUUUCUGGGGCGACAGGUUACCGGGUUACCUGGAGACAAGGAAGCAGUGCAGAGCGAUUCCGUGUCCUAGGUGGUGAUAUCAAUGCUUACACUAUAGGCGGGCUGCAGCCAGAUGACUCUGUAAUUGUGGGCAUUGCCCCAUUGAUUGAUGGGCAGAUUGGGGAAGUCGUCACUAUUUCUGCUAGAACCAGUGGCCCCAAUGGAACAAUCACAGGGUUGCGUGUGAAUGAUGUUUCAUCCACAAGGAUACUAAUAUCCUGGGCUGCUGUGAAUAGAGCAACAGGCUACAAAAUCACCUGGUGGCGUAUUGAUGGAGUGGAAGACUCUGAGAACGUAGCUGCUAAUGUGACUUCCUUUGCCAUUGAUAGACUCCAAGAAGGUGCCACAUACCAAGUAUCAGUCUCAGCCCUUUUUAACUCAAGGGAAGGACCUGCUGCCACUGUGACUGCAAAGACAGGGGAAGUGAUACAGAAAGAGACUGUAGAGGGCUUUCGUGUGUUGGAUUCGACUCCAGGGAGGCUGAGCAUGACCUGGAGAACAGUGAGGGGAGCCAGCGCAUAUCGAAUCUAUUGGAGCUCCUCACAAGGCGAGACUGAAUCAAGUCGUCUCAUUAGUGGGGAUGCAACCACAUAUACUCUUGAUGGACUUCGCCCUGGUUUGAGCUACACUGUAAGAUUAUCUGCUGUGGUGGAACGUGGAGAGACUGAAUCUGCCACCAUCCAGGCAUCCACUGAUGCCCUACCACCCGUGACAGGUUUGAGUGUGACUGACAGUACGGAGAAUUCAGUGCUUUUGGGCUGGUCACCAUUAACAGGAGCCACAGGCUAUUUAUUACGCUGGAGAGAGGAGCGAGAAACAGGAUCUGGUCAGUCUGAGACGCUGCCCGGUACAGCCAGAUCUUUCCGGGUGAUUGGUCUGCGGCUGGGCCGUCGGUAUCGUUUCACUGUGCAGCCCACUUUCCAAAACCAGGUUGGACCUGAGAGCAGUGUGGAGGAGCGCACAGUGUGUGUUGGAGGACGUUUGGAUGUGGUCUUUCUUGUCCCUGCCUCUCGUGACCGCUCUGGCCUGGCAGCACCUGUGUUAUCUCUGUUGGCCAGUACUGCUGGAUCCUUCACCUCUAUCGGACCCAGAGACUCUCAGAUGGGGGUGGUGGUGUACAGUGAAGAUCCAAAAGUGCGUUUCCUCCUCAAUCAUCAUAGCAACAGCGAGACACUUCUGCAGGAGAUUCAGUCCACCCCUUUCAAUGACAGAUCAGGAAAUAAUAUAGGCCGAGCAAUGACGUUCGCUAGGCAGUUUCUGCUGAGUGCAUCUGCAGGUCGAAGGUCAGGUGUUCCUGGUGUGGUUGUCAUUAUCGCUGAUGAGAAAUCAACUGAUGAUGUCAGCCAGCCUUCUGCUGCUGUUAGGGCUGAUGGUGUGACAGUAUUAGCGGUUGGAAUUGGACGUGGAGACCCUGGAGAACUGCGUUUGGCAGUGACUGAUGGCAGCACCCAGAAUCUGCUCUACGCUCAAGACACAAAUCAGCUCUAUAGUCUCCACCCCGACUUGGCAGAUCUCCUCUGUGGCCUUGCACGAGGGACCGUUGUCACGACGGGGCCUUGUACGGUUGAAUGUCCCAGGGGUGCUAAAGGUGAACAGGGACAGAAGGGUGAGAGGGGCAGAGACGGAGUGGAUGGAAGGAAAGGCGAGCCUGGUCGUGAUGGUCUACCUGGUCGUGAGGGCACCAGAGGGCCGGAGGGGCCACCAGGUCAACCUGGAAGCAGUCUAGGAGUGAGAGGAGAGAAAGGCGAGAGGGGUUUCCCAGGUCUGGAUGGCAGUUCAGGUGUUCCAGGUCGCCCUGGUACACCUGGCGCAGUUGGACUUCCAGGUAGUCAGGGAUUGCCUGGUGUUAGAGGAGACCCUGGAGAACCAGGUAUUGCAGGCCCUCAGGGGUUGAAGGGAGAGAAAGGUGAAAGGGGAGAACUUGGAUCUGCUGUGGGAGGAGGGCUACCAGGUCGUAAAGGAGAGCCAGGAAUCCCAGGGAUCCCUGGCACUCCCGGUCGUCUGGGUGUGGAUGGGGCAAAAGGAGAGGCAGGUGCACGAGGUCUGCCUGGGCAGGAUGGUCGCCCUGGGUUACCAGGGACUCCUGGACUUUCUAUUAAGGGUGAGAAAGGCAGCUCUGGAGAGAGGGGUCCUCCCGGAGUGGGCAGCGGAGUGGCAGCUAAGGGAGAUGCUGGUGAACCUGGAAGCCCUGGACCGCCUGGUCCGCAGGGCCUACGAGGACUGACUGGACCAAAAGGAACCAAAGGAGAACUAGGAGAAAGUUCUGAGGGUAAACCAGGCACCCCUGGAAAGACUGGUGAACCUGGUGAUCGGGGUCCCCGGGGACCUCCUGGUGAAAUCGGGAGUAAGGGUGACCGAGGACAGGCUGGAGCAACUGGAGCAGAUGGAGCCAAGGGAGAUAGAGGCCCAGCUGGUCCAACAGGAGACAAGGGUGAUAAGGGUUCAUCAGGCCCCCCUGGACUUCAAGGGCUCAGGGGAUUGCCAGGCAGCAACGGUCUUCCUGGAGAGAAGGGUGCUGAAGGUGCAAAAGGGGAACCAGGAGCCGGUGGUCCAGGUUCAUUAGGGAAGAAAGGAGAGCAGGGUGUAAGGGGCUUUCCAGGUCCUGAUGGUACUAAAGGUGAUAAAGGAGAAUCGGGUCCAAAAGGGGAAAAGGGUACACCUGGAGCAGGAGAACCUGGCCAACCUGGAACUAAAGGAGACCAGGGGAAUCGGGGUCUGCCUGGAUUAGCUGGAAAACCUGGUGCAAAGGGCAGUCAAGGUGACACAGGAGAGAGAGGGGAAGCGGGCAGUCCUGGUUCACAAGGGCCCAUGGGGCCCAGAGGGAAAGAUGGACUGAAAGGAGACAAAGGAGAGGAUGGCAUUUCAGGAGAGCCAGGGUUGCCUGGUAAAUCAGGGGAGAGAGGUCUAAGAGGACUGCCAGGUCAAGCAGGUCAGCCUGGGACAAAAGGAGACACAGGCGACCCAGGGGAAGAUGGACAAAAUGGCACCCCAGGGGCCACUGGAUCAAGAGGUCCAAAGGGAGAGCAGGGAAUACAAGGCCCCCCUGGGCCACCUGGAGAUGUGGUAACAGGAGAGAAACAACUGAAAGGUGACCGAGGAGAAAAGGGAGAGGCUGGUGACCCAGGGGAGCAUGGGGCUAAAGGUCAGAAGGGUGAACCAGGAGCAUCAGGCCCUGCAGGACCACGCGGUCCUGAGGGACAACGUGGACUACCAGGAGGCAGAGGUGACCCAGGUGAUAGGGGCAGUCAGGGAGACAAGGGAGACAGAGGGGCAGCUGGUUUGGAUGGACGGCCUGGUCAGGAUGGAAAACCUGGGGCGUCUGGAGCUCCUGGUUUACGGGGUGAUCCAGGAAAACAAGGGGAAUCUGGUAGAGAUGGUUUGGCUGGACUCAGAGGGCCUCAAGGGCCUCCAGGACCCCCAGGGCCCCUAGGACCUGAAGGCACACCAGGUAAAGCAGGGGAGGAUGGGAAGCCAGGACUGCCUGGAAAAGCUGGUGAAGAUGGUGUGCCAGGGGAGGAUGGUCGAAAGGGAGAAAAAGGAGAGCCUGGGCCUUCCGGAAGAGAUGGUCGAGAUGGGAUAAAAGGCGAUCAAGGCAUUGCAGGGCUGAUUGGCCCUACUGGUCUCAUUGGACCCCCUGGGGUUUCUGGCAGAAUUGGACCACCAGGACCGGUAGUCUAUGUUAAAGGGGAGCCAGCAACACCUAUUCCAGGCCCCCAAGGCCCUCCAGGAACCCCUGGAGUACCUGGAGUUCCAGGAACUGCUGGAGUUAGAGGGGAAAGAGGUCUAACAGGCUUGAAAGGAGAAGCAGGAGAUCCAGGAGAGGAUGGAAAACCAGGAACUGCAGUGGAUGUGAAGAGAGCUUUUUCAGAAUUUGGCAUUGAGAUCAGAGAACUGAAACUAUUGGUUGAUGAAAAAAGCAAAAUAAUAUCACAGCUCACUGCACUUGAGGAGGGAAAAAAAGGAGAUAAAGGAGAUGUUGGACCUAAAGGCCCUCCAGGAGCAGAUGGUGCACGAGGUCUACCAGGUGAGCGAGGUGUAAAAGGAGAGCAAGGUGAAAAAGGGCCUCCCGGCCUACAGGGUCCCCCAGGCAGGGCGAUUGGAGAGAGGGGUCCAGAGGGUCCACGAGGACAGGCAGGUGAGCCUGGAAAACCAGGAAUACCAGGAGUGCCAGGACGAGCCGGUGAACUUGGAGAAGUUGGCAGACCUGGAGACAAGGGAGACAAAGGGGAGAAAGGGGAUAGAGGUUCAGCUGGUCUGGCUGGAUUGCCUGGCCUUGUGGGGCCUCCAGGCCCAAAGGGGGAUUCUGCCAUAACUCAGAGUGGUUUGCCUGGUUCUAGGGGCCUGCCAGGCCCGCAGGGUAUCAGAGGAGAGCCUGGUGCUGUAGGAAACCCUGGAUCUCCUGGAGAACGGGGCUAUGGAGGUGCUCGAGGGGAGAAAGGAGACAAAGGAGCCAGUGGAGAGAGCGGAAAAGAUGGCUCCCCGGGAAAUCCUGGAGAACAAGGAAAACCAGGGCAGGAUGGGAAGCCGGGUUUGAGGGGACCAGCCGGUCCAUCAGGCCUACCUGGCUUGCCUGGGUUCCCAGGAGUGCUGGGCAGACCGGGAAAUCCAGGAGAACCAGGAAUUAGAGGACCAACUGGUCCGAUGGGUGGAAAUGGACCCCCAGGGGCUCCUGGUGUGAAGGGUGACCAAGGAGAGCCAGGCAUUGGAGUUCAAGGCCCUGUUGGACCUCAGGGCAACAGAGGGUUACCUGGACCGUCUGGCACUCCAGGAGCUAUAGGACCGCAAGGACAAUCAGGACUUCCCGGACAAGUGGGAGAGGGGGGCAAGCCUGGGGUCACAGGGAGAGAUGGAGCUCCAGGAAAAGAUGGCCUGCCAGGAUUACCUGGGAAACAGGGUAUUGCUGGACCCAUCGGCUCCCCAGGACUUAAAGGAGAGCAAGGAGACAGCGGGCCACCAGGAAAAUCUGUCAUCGGACUCCCUGGAAUUAAGGGUGAGAUGGGGCCUCCUGGUCUGACAUUGCCUGGUACUGUUGGAGAAAGAGGGCUUCCUGGAUUACCAGGCCCCAAAGGAGACAAGGGGCCAGCAGGUAUCAAAGGAGACAGAGGGUCUACAGGUGAGCCUGGAGAGCAAGGGGAGAAUGGAGAGAGAGGACCAUCAGGGCCCAAAGGCAUUAAAGGAGAGGCUGGUGUAGGGAUGGCUGGACCUGCAGGACAAUCUGGACCCAUCGGUUUAAAGGGUGACCCUGGCUUACCAGGUCCUCCGGGUCCUCCAGGGCCACGUGGUUUGGAUGGGACCCCAGGACUGGCAGGACAGAGAGGAGAAGUAGGCCAGCAAGGACCCCCUGGACCACCAGGAGAACGGGGUCUCCAAGGUUAUACUGGCAAAGCAGGCAACCCUGGAACACCAGGAUCUGUUGGACUACCAGGACCCCCUGGUUCUGCAGGCCUUUCAGGACUAAAGGGUGAUAAGGGUGAAAUUGGUGUCGGAGUGCCAGGUCUAAGAGGAGAGAGAGGACACCCAGGUCCUCUGGGAGAAGAUGGUCGGGCUGGACUGGAUGGAGAAAGAGGCUCUACUGGUCCUCCAGGCGGCAAAGGGAACAGAGGAGAUAAGGGCGAUCAAGGUCCUUCAGGAAUUAAAGGAGAAAAGGGAGAUACACUGCUGGCGGGGGGGCCUCCAGGGGAGAAAGGAAUUAAAGGAGAAACAGGAGAUCGAGGACCUAAAGGUGCACGGGGUGAGAAGGGUGUAAAAGGACAGGAAGGUCCAGCAGGUGAACAGGGCCUGAGGGGGGAGCCAGGAGAGAGAGGUUCCACUGGCUUCCAAGGAGCCCGUGGUCCUGGUGGUCAGAAGGGAGAAGCAGGGCAGCCAGGAGUCCCAGGAGAAGUGGGAACAGCUGGUAAAGAUGGCCUGCCUGGCAUAAGAGGAGAAAAGGGAGAGAUUGGGCACAUCGGUCUGCGAGGCCUCAAGGGAGAACGAGGUGCCAAGGGGGCAUGUGGACCAAGCGGACAGAAAGGAGACAAGGGUGAUGCUGGGAUUAAUGGUAGACCGGGAUUGCCAGGGAGAAAAGGAGAGCAGGGUGAAGCAGGGCCUACAGGACCCAUUGGCAGCCCAGGGAAGGAGGGACUCAUUGGAGCCAAAGGUGACAGAGGCUUUGAUGGAGUUAUAGGGCCAAAGGGAGAACAGGGAGAGAAAGGUGAACGGGGCCCACAUGGUAUCCCUGGCCCUCCUGGUCUGAGAGGUGUGGAUGGCCCCCCUGGUUUAACUGGCCCUCAAGGACCUGCUGGAGGUAAAGGUCCAGAGGGACUGCAGGGACAAAAGGGAGAACGAGGUCCUUCAGGGCCUGCCAUGGUAGGCCCACGUGGCAUCCCAGGGAUCCCAGGAGAGAGAGGAGAACAGGGCGAGAUAGGCCUUGAUGGACCUAAAGGAGACAGAGGAGAACCAGGCAUGAUGGAGGGUGAGAUUCAGGCUUAUGUUCGAAGUGAGAUGAACCUACAUUGUGGUGAGUAGCUCUUUGUUUUAGAUGGAGAUAAAUUAGGAUUAUACAUUUAUGAAACCAUUGCCAUCUGAAACUGAUCACCAUCAAGGACAGUGUUUCACCUCUUAAAGUCAACAUGGUAUCAUAAUUGACCUUAUUUACUUUCUUAAUACUUGUUGCUUGAUUCAUCAGUGCACAUUGUUCCAAAGAAAAAGGUUUGUCUUAUUAAUCUUUAAUCAAAAUGUAAUCACUUGCGCCAUCUCUAAAAUGUCACAUAUUGUGUGAGCCUUAUGUUAACUAGUAUCGAUAUACCAUAGCUAUUUAUGCAGUGUAAAAUAUUACCAAUUGUUAAAAUUAAUGUAAUAAAGGUUACUGCGACAAUCGCAAAAAACGAUAAAAAAAACAUUAACUUGACCUUUAACCUCCUUGUAGUCCUCCUCUCGUAGCACCACUUUUCAGAAUCUAAUCAAUUUCCAAUUGAUUAAAUUAAUUCCUGUCAUGCAUUGUUUUUCUUGUUGAAUCUUGUUUCAUUCUGAAGUAUGUCACAUUAUGAAAGUAAAAUGGGUUGUAAAUGUCUUUUAUGUUACUUUUUCUCUGUGGAAAACCACCAAAUUUUUACAUCCUUCACCUGUAUUUCUCAUUUAAUCAAUUAUCUCUAUCUCUCUCCCCCUCAGCUUGUGGAGGUAAGUUGUGACUUUUUUAUCCUUAAAAUAGGCAGUAAACUUUUUCCUACCAUUGCAUCAGCCUUAAACUCAUGUGCACUCAGUAUACUAACUGUAGCUUUGAGUGUAACUGUCUUGUGUGGUCUCAGUCUGUUUAACCUUUGUUUAAUUUAAAUAUGUUCAUGAGACUGUCAGUUUUUCGUCCAUCUGGCUGAACGUCUGGGUUUUGUGCAUCUUAAUUUGUUCUUGCGCUUGACCUUUGAGUACAGCUUUACACACAUGGUUGCCUGAGAGAGUGCGUAUCUCAUUGAGGGUGUGUGUGUUUUUACUGAUGGGUUUUGUUAUCUUGCAUUUGUGUGAUUCGUUGUGGGCGUGUUCUCAGGUAUUAAAGAAGUUCAUAGAUCUGCACCAGUGCAGUCUUACCGAAGUCGCUCCUCCACGUCCCCUGAGCACUCUCUAACCCGUGGGGACGAGGAGGGUCAGAAACUGCAUGUAGUAAUGAACACUAAUGAUCCAGACUAUGAGCACAUUUACUCUAUAGAGACCUAUGAUGAUGAUGCUCCAAUGGUGGAGACUGCUGACUACGACACCACUGUCAAUAAAAGUCAGGGCAAAAUGGUCUCUGUUGAUUCAUUAAAAGCUGAAAGGACAAAAAGAGAGGUGAAAGGUGAAGACCCAUGCAUCUUGCCGAUGAACGAGGGUGAUUGCUCCCGCUAUACUCUGCGCUGGUACUUUAACUCUCAGGUGGGCGUCUGUAGACCUUUUAUCUACAGCGGCUGUGGAGGAAAUGCUAACCGCUAUUUACAAAAAGAAGAGUGUGAGCAACAUUGUCUACAACAGUGAGAAGAUUUGUGUUAUUGCCUCUGUGGGCUUGAAGACAAGGGUGGACUGUAAACAGAGGAUCUCAAACUCAUCUUUAAUAGAGAAAACAUAAAGCUCGGUGUUAGGCACUGCCAUCGUGCACAAUGUUUCAGAGAUGUUUAGAGAAGGUAAAGAUUUAUAUCAGCACCUUAUCCUCAACUGCCAAGCAAAUUCUAAAUAUUGAGAUUUUUCUUAUUUAUUUUAUUUUGUUAUCUGUUAAUAUAUGUUUCCUUCAAUAUACACACACAAUAAAAGUUGCACCCAACUUCCAAAUACCAUUUGGGUGCUGACACUGUAUAAUAUUGUUAUAAAAUGCUUGUGGCUCUCCAGUCAAUCACAGCAUAUCACAUUAUCAUUCAUUUCUUUCUCUUUUAUUUUGCGUAUUAACAUAAAAUGAACGCAAAGACAUUUUCUCAGCUGCUAAGAACAUUGGUCGCUCAUAUUGUAAUUCUUCAGUUUUUAAAUUUAUCUUCGACUUGUUCUUAGAAGUCUACGCAGUACAAAAUUGUACUGUAAAUGUAGAUCUGUAUUUUAAUCAGCUUGAAAUUCAGGAUGAAUGUUCUUGUAUUAUUAGAUGGUGCAUGUUUAACAAAUGGUGCUAUUUUUAAAGAUAUUUUUAUAUUGUUGGUUGAUUGUAAUAUUUUCAUGUAUGUCAUGGAUUAUAUUCAGUAUUUGUGCUCCAUUAUAGUAUGUACAUUACAGUUCCCACAGUCCUGUUCAUUUAAAAUGAUCUAAACGGAUUGCAUUAUUCUUUGCACAAGACACCCCAUGUCUGUUUUAAAAGUCGUAAUUUUCCAAAAGCCCAGAGGUAUAUUAACAGCAAACCACUUUUUGGGCUGGUUCUACACAUACUGUAAAUUGAAAUUUGUUUUAUUUUUGUGUUGAACAUUUGAUGGGAAUUAAGAUUUAAAUUGGAAAAAUAAGCAUGAAACUAAAAAAUUCUCAUUUGGAUUAAGCUAAAUAUGUGAAUUAAUGUCAUUUGUUUUUGUUUUAGCUCUCAAUUAAACAAUGAAUUAUUUAUAGUCUACAGUCAGAGUUGGUAAGGCCCAUAAACAUUUAUUCACACUGUAUGAUUGUAUGAGAAUGCAAGAACAAAUACAGUAUCUAGAUUUCACUUGCCUUUUUCUUAUAUAUCAACCAGAGUCUCAUUAAAAGGUCAGUGACCACCUGUAGUUCAUGAAGACCAGAACUACAUGGUCUUUUCAUUGUCUCUUCUCUCUUUUCAUUUCCUGUUACUGUGUGCUGUGUUGUCUUUAAUUUAUUUUGUUAUUUUGCAUCUGUCUUAGUCACACAUCUGAUGAUUCAAUAAUGAUUCUGGACCAUCUCGUUAAGCUGCCAAAAGAAGAAUCAUUACUACUCUUCCAGGGCUGUCACUCAAACACUGUUUUCAUAUUAAUAUCUACUCAUAUUUAUUCAUUGACUGCAUUUUAGACAGUCCAUCUGCUUGGCUGAUUGAUGUUGUUUUAUAUUCUCAUGCCUGCUUUUUAACAAACUGGCUGAGUGUCAGUCUGUAUUUUUACCCCAGUGUCUAGAGCCUUUCCAUUCAUACUAGUUCAUUCUCGAGGUGAAUUAGUCAUUGUGCCUUUUUAAUGAGUUUGUCUUAAUAUCAGUCACCGACAACAGCCCUUGGUCAAAUUAGCUGUGGCAUGCCAGAGGUCAACCAUGUCUUAAUAUACUGUAUAUUUGAAUCAAGUCUCAGGUGGAUAGACAGUGCAUUGGAUGUUCACAACAAAGGUUGCUUACAAGUGGAUGCUGGCUUCAUCCUUGCAUAUGACUUUUAAGAUGCCCUUUUCCUAUGCACUAAACUUUCUUGGGAAUGAGUAUGUUAAUUGCUUGUUAAAAGACUAAGUGACAUUGAACUUGACAUUGAAAUGCAAUAUCUUUGCAAAUUCAUUAUUGUGCUGAACAUUAAAGUUCAUAGACUCAUAGAGU